Molecule: messenger RNA, 2150 nt
Organism: Didymella exigua CBS 183.55
Lineage: Eukaryota; Fungi; Ascomycota; Dothideomycetes; Pleosporales; Didymellaceae
Exons: 2
Coding region: 44-1978 (644 amino acids)
Biological process (GO): protein polyubiquitination
Molecular function (GO): protein binding
Source: RefSeq, a predicted model, not a curated record
CGUCUGAGUGAGGCGCGUUCACAUUCAUAUGCAGAGUCACAACAUGCUCCACCUUCCCGACGAGCUCAUCCUCCAGAUCAUCGCGUUCCUCGAGCCGUCCGAGCUCGUCAACGUGUCACACGUGUCGCGGCAAUUCCUCAACCUCAGCCGCGACAACAGGCUCUGGAAGCAGCUAUGCUUCUCGCACUCGUACACGGAGCGGCGCCGGCGUCGGCUCGAGACGACCUUGACGUCCCCGCCAGCUGAGGCCGAUCCGCGCCUGGCCGAGCUCAUCGAAGCCGCCAACAGUCUCGCCGACUCGUUUGACGUGAGCGUGCACAACCCACGAGCGCCAAGCGCCGAGGCGCAGCUGAGCCAGAACCGGGAGAAGAGGCGGGCCGCGCUGCUGAACAACUGGGACCCUAGUGGGCUGGAAGAGAAGGUGAACUGGUACCAGGAAUUUGUUCAGCGCCAUGCGCCGCCGCAGCUGAGCUGGUUCCAGGGCGCAGGGCACGACGGGGAGGACGGGGUGCAGCGCGAAGCAACGGGCGCAGGCAUCCUCUAUGACGCCGACGGGCUCGCCUCGAAGCUCAUUGCGCCGCUGGACGACGGGAGCAUCAGGAUCUGGGACGCGGGCGCCCACAGCAGCCGCAUCGGGACAUGCACGGCGACGAGCGAUGCAGGCGUCCUGACCGACAAAGGCCCCGAUCUGGACUGCGCCACGCGUCUGUCGCAGAGCCGGGCCAUGAUGACCGACACGGGCGCCGUCGAGUGCGUCAGCAUCGACAGCGCGAGACGGCGCGGCUUCUUCGCUGUGCAGGAAACGCUCAGCGAAGUCGACCUCACCACGCUCCAGGUCGUCUCGCGCACACGAUACCCCUUCCCCGUCACGGCGCUCAGCGAAGCCCACCACAGCACGCCCCUGACUGUCGGCACCAACUGGACGCUGCACCUGCACGAUACGCGCACCGCCACGCCGCCUGCGCGUGUCGACCUGCUCAGCACAUGGCCGUCGACGUCCUUCUCGCGCCUCGCUACGGGCGACUCCGGCGGCCACGUCGCCCUCGCGCAGCCGGGCGCCCUGUCCAUCGCCCACGCGCCGCCGCACCUCGGCGACGGGAACGGCGACAUGUGGAUCGGCGGCCGCUUCACGUCGCUGCUGAACUUCGACCGCCGCUUCUUCCCCCGCCUGCGCGGCACCGUGCACUCGGGCGCGCGAACCAGCAGCCUCACCCUGCUACCCGUCCCUUUUGUCCCGCAGUCUCUCCGCCUCGGGGCCCCCUACUCGUCGCCCUCGCUGCUCCGUGCCGCGCGCUCCACCGGCGGCGUCACGCUGCUCGCCGCCGGCGCGUACAAGGGCAAGGGCAGCCUGGAGCUGUACUCGCUCUCGCCGGCGCCCGAGUACGCGACCAACAGCGCCGACAGCCGCACGACGCAGAACCCGCGCGCGAGCUACCAGAACCGCCAGACGGCGAGCGCGACGCGGCUGCUCGCCGCCGCGGGCCAUGGGACGCGCAUCGUCUUCAGCGACGCCGACGGGAACCUCAAGUGGGUUGAGCGCGAUGCGAGCACGCCCGUGCGCCAGUUCAACAUCAACGAUGUCCGGGGAGAGAGGGGGACGGCGACGGCGACAGCGACAGCGACAGCGACAGCGACGGCCACCGGGGUAGACGCCGCCGCGGACCAAGAGGGCGACAUCGUCCAGCGCAUCCUGCCCACGACCUCGCCGUCGCUGCUUGCGCCUGCUUCCAACCCCGCUCCACCAGAUGCGGGCACGCAGGACCUGCUCCUCUGGACCGGCGACGGGAGACUGGGCAUGCUGGCCUUUGGCCGCGAGCACGUCUUCGACGCGGAUACCUUCCACGACGCCCUGGAGCGGCAGGUCGACGACGAGCAUGCCGAUACCGCAACGCUGGAGGAAGAGUAUGGGCUGGAGAUGCGGAGGGCGCUCGAGCAGCAGGCGAGGGAACUUCGGUGGUUGAGCGGCUAUGGCUUGUAGAUGGCCAUCUCAUCGCUCCAUUUAAAAAUUAGAAGAAGCGCAGCCUGGGCAGCAGAUAUUUUCGUCAUCAUUCCAUUCAUCUUCUACAAACCAAGCACAAAAGCAACCUGAUGCUAUUCCAUCCAACAUAAAACAUCCUCGAACGCCAAAUACCAUCGUAUCCAUGCCUCCG